Exophiala aquamarina CBS 119918 is the source of this 1539-nucleotide messenger RNA. Its product is annotated as alpha-1,3/alpha-1,6-mannosyltransferase. The record is from RefSeq and is a predicted model, not a curated record. Bases 1 to 1539 code for a protein of 512 amino acids. Lineage: Eukaryota; Fungi; Ascomycota; Eurotiomycetes; Chaetothyriales; Herpotrichiellaceae. The transcript has 2 exons. Gene Ontology annotation, molecular function: alpha-1,3-mannosyltransferase activity; GDP-Man:Man(1)GlcNAc(2)-PP-Dol alpha-1,3-mannosyltransferase activity.
AUGUCAUCGUCAACAAAGGGGAAACCUCAACCUGCUCCUCGAUCUCUUCCAGCCCAGAAAACCAUUGUUUUCUUCCAUCCAGAUCUCGGAAUUGGUGGGGCAGAGAGGCUAAUUGUCGAUGCCGCAGUAGGUUUGCAGGAGCUGGGGAAUAAAGUGACUAUCUUCACUUCCCAUUGCGAUCCGCAGCACUGCUUCGAAGAAGCUCGAGAUGGUAUGGUCUACGCCUCUACCUCUGUCACCACUUUGGCUAAAAUUGACAGAACCGUGAGUGCAGGCACCCUUGACGUGAGAGUCCGUGGGAAUUCCAUCUUCCCCUCGACUAUUCUGAAUCGUUUCCAUAUUCUCCUUGCCAUUCUCCGACAGAUCCAUCUUGUGAUAUCGAUAGCAGUAUGGAGCAAUGAGCUAGACAAAUUGGAACCCGAUGUUUUCAUUGUGGACCAACUCUCAGCCUGCGUUCCCCUGUUAAGAUGGCUAUAUCCACAUCGCCAACGGACAUUGUUCUACUGCCAUUUUCCUGACCAGUUGCUCGCCGAUCGUCGCACCUCGGGCGUCCUUGGUUUGUUAAAGAAGCUCUAUCGGCUACCCUUUGACUGGUUUGAAGGCUGGAGCAUGGGUGGGAGUGAUCAGAUAGUGGUCAACUCCACUUUCACCAAAUCUGUUGCCUCUAGGGUCUGGCCAUCCUUAGCCAGUUCUUUUGGUGUCAUAUACCCGUGCGUCAACGCUGAAACGGACGAACCAGUGGAACAAGAGCCAUUAUGGAACAACCAAUUCAAGAUCCUUCUAAGCAUAAACCGGUUCGAGCGGAAGAAGGACAUAUCUCUCGCAAUUCGCGCAUACAAUGAUUUGUCUGCGGCAGACCGCAAAGGCACACGCCUGAUCAUAGCCGGUGGCUACGACCAACGAGUCAACGAGAAUGUUCAAUACCACAAAGAAUUGGUCGCUCUAGCUGAGGGAUUCGGGCUGGUGACCGCGACCGUGAAGACCGUCCCCACGGCACUGGCUGUACCUACUGAGAUCCAGGUUUUGUUCCUGCUUUCCGUACCAGGUCCCUUCAAAACAACUUUACUGCAGAAUGCCCGAUUACUCCUCUACACUCCUACGAACGAGCACUUCGGUAUCGUGCCCGUAGAAGCCAUGCAAUACGGUCUGCCUGUCCUAGCAUCGAACACCGGAGGGCCGUUGGAGACACUCGUGGAAAAUGAGACUGGCUGGCUGUGCGAUGUUGGGAAAGUCGAUGAGUGGGCCGCUGUUAUAUCCAAGGUCUUGCACGACUUGACCCCUCAGCAACUAGAAAAGAUGAGCAGGAACGGGAGGCAGCGGGUUAACAAGCAGUUUACCCGACGAACAAUGGCUCAGAAGUUCAACUCAGAGCUUGGCAAACUACUCGAAGGUAAGCGAAGCCAAUUCCUCGAGCGAAAGGAUAUCAUACUUGGUCUUGGAGUUGCACUAGCAUUCCUGGCGGCACUGGUCGCCACAAUUUUCAAAGCUAAAUUUGGUGUUCGCACGGGCGAGAAGAACAACUACCCCGGGCUCACAUGA